Tupaia belangeri chinensis (Chinese tree shrew) is the source of this 1773-nucleotide messenger RNA. RefSeq names its product CDK5RAP1 mitochondrial tRNA methylthiotransferase (gene CDK5RAP1). Gene Ontology annotation, cellular component: mitochondrion; cytosol. Gene Ontology annotation, molecular function: tRNA-2-methylthio-N(6)-dimethylallyladenosine(37) synthase activity; 4 iron, 4 sulfur cluster binding. Lineage: Eukaryota; Metazoa; Chordata; Mammalia; Scandentia; Tupaiidae. Gene Ontology annotation, biological process: tRNA modification; negative regulation of cyclin-dependent protein serine/threonine kinase activity. The record is from RefSeq and is a predicted model, not a curated record.
AGUGCCUUAUUCAUUGUGUUCAAUAAAUGUUGGUGAUGUGUGUCUCGUUCUUUGCAGGCUUUUUAGUGCUAUGCAUCCUUUACAAUGUGUUCUCCGAGUGCAGAGGUCGCUGAGGUGGGAGCCAUUGGCCUCUGUGUCCUGGCUGCUGCUCAGGACCUGCAGGGCAUGCAGCAGUUUCCCUAGCACCUCAUGUCCUGGUCCAGAGAGGCAGCAGAGUGGAGUUCCAAAGGAUUUCAGCUCCAGGCUGGCCACUGGACCAACUUUUCAACACUUUUUAAGAAGUGCUUCAGCUCCUCAAGAGAAGGUGUCUUCUCCAGAAGAGGAGGACCCACCCCCCUAUCUCACGGUGGAUGAACUUCGAGGAAGGCAAAGAAAAGUCUACCUGGAGACCUAUGGCUGCCAGAUGAAUGUGAAUGACACAGAGAUAGCUUGGUCCAUUUUACAGAAGAGUGGCUACUUGCGGACCAGUAAUCUCCAAGAGGCCGAUGUGAUCCUUCUUGUCACAUGUUCAAUCAGGGAGAAGGCCGAGCAGACCAUCUGGAACCGUUUACAUCAACUUAAAGUCCUCAAGACAAAGCGACUGCGCUCCCGGGUGCCUCUCAGGAUUGGGAUUCUAGGCUGCAUGGCUGAGAGAUUGAAGGAGGAGAUCCUCAACAGGGAGAAAGUGGUGGAUCUUUUGGCUGGCCCAGAUGCCUAUCGAGAUCUGCCCCGCCUGUUGGCUGUUGCUGAGUCCGGCCAGCAAGCUGCCAACGUGCUGCUCUCUCUGGAUGAGACCUAUGCUGACGUUAUGCCGGUUCAGACGAGCCCCAGUACCACUUCUGCCUUCGUGUCGAUCAUGCGAGGCUGUGACAAUAUGUGUACCUACUGCAUUGUUCCUUUUACACGUGGCCGGGAGAGGAGUCGGCCUGUUGCUUCCAUUCUAGAGGAAGUAAGGAAGCUUUCUGAGCAGGUUCUGCAGCUGAUUCAUGAGAGAGACAACAUCUGUAAGCAGAUCCACCUGCCAGCCCAGAGCGGAAGCAGCCGUGUAUUGGAGGCCAUGCGGAGGGGAUAUUCAAGAGAAGCUUAUGUGGAGUUAGUUCACCAUAUCAGAGAGUCUAUUCCAGGUGUGAGCCUCAGCAGUGACUUCAUUGCUGGGUUUUGUGGUGAGACAGAGGAAGAUCACCUUCAGACAGUGUCUUUGCUCCGGGAAGUUCAGUAUAACAUCGGCUUCCUCUUUGCCUAUAGCAUGAGACAGAAGACAAGAGCAUAUCAUAGGCUGAAGGAUGAUGUCCCAGAAGAGGUAAAAUUAAGGCGUUUGGAGGAACUUAUUACUGUUUUCCGAGAAGAAGCAACAAAAGCCAACGAGACAUUUGUGGGAUGUACCCAGCUAGUGCUGGUAGAGGGGCUUAGUAAACGCUCUGCCACUGACCUGUGCGGCCGGAAUGAUGGUAACCUUAAGGUGAUCUUCCCUGAUGUAGAGGUGGAAGAUGUCACUAACCCUGGACUCAAGGUCAGAGCCCAGCCAGGGGACUAUGUACUGGUAAAGAUUACUUCCGCCAGCUCUCAGACACUUAAAGGACAUGUCCUCUGCAGGACCACUCUGAAGGCCUCCUCAGCACAUUGUUGACCUGGGUGGAUGGCCUCACAGUCAAAUCGAGCAGUCCUUCCAACGCAACAGGAGAUAGGGCUGGCCACUGAGGAAAGAGGUGACAAAGCUUUGGAGACACGCUGCAUGUGGCGAAGCAACAUCAUGUCACAUAGAAAAUACAUCAUUAAAAUUUAUCUAAGGUGCUC